AUGGCAGACAAAGAAGCUGCGGAAGGGCUGGUUGUGCCCAAGUUCUCAUCGUUCAAGUCGAAGCCUUCAGCUCAAACCCAAAAAGAUCCAGAACGUGCUAAAUCGUCUUCGAAAAGAACCAGAGAUGAUGAUAGAAGUCAUCGAGGUUCUCAUAGAGAUGAGAAGAGACGCCAUAAAGCAGAUGACCGACGCGUGUCAGACAAAGAGCAACCAGGCAGAAGCCAAGGCGCGCCCAAGACAGCAUCAAGCAAAGACGUCUACUUCCUAGUCGAUGUCAAAGGUGACCCGCUCAUAAGAAAAUACGGAGGAUCAAACAAAUGGGCCACUUACAGAUACCAGAGACAUGGGAGGGGCAGGAUUCUAGGGACAGAUGGACGACUACUCAUUGAGUAUGAGGGCUCAAGACAGGUCUUCAGCAUUCUCUGGCCAGGGCAAGGUCUUUACUCUUCGAAAAAUAGGGAUGGGCUACGUGCAAGGCAUACAGUUGUCAGCAAAAGAAACAUUCGCCUCAGGCGUACUCGAACUGACAACGAAGAUGCUGAUAACGAUGGAUAUAUUGCUGUGGACCAUUCGCAGAAGCCAGAUGUCGACGACUCUUCGGAGGAUGACAGCAAAACAUCGUAUCGAUCAAUCCAUGGCAAGGCCAAGGUAGAGGAUGAUGAUGAAAUUUCAUCCCAAGACGACGAGAGCACCUUUGACGACGAACAGCAAAAUAACGAUCCGCUCAAACAGAGAACUAUUCUGUUGAAUCGCGAAGUAAAGGACAACCCAGAAAACACAGGCGCAUGGUUCCAGUUAAUAGAUCAUCAAGAUACGCUAGUGCGUGCGGGACGCGAGCGUGAAUUGCUCUCAGAUAAUGAGAGACACAGCUAUAGCGAGAUCAAAGUUGAUCUUCUGGAGUCAGCGCUUCGCCAUGCCCAACUUCCAUCAGACCGCGACCGAAUCGUCCUAAUGCUAAUGCGCGAAGGGCCAAAGGUUUGGAGCCACAAGGUGUCGGCGAAAAAAUGGGCAGAGCUAGAAAGUUCGCCACUAUCCUAUGAUUUAUGGAAACUGCGCAUUCGAUUCGCCAUGGCGGACAUCUCAACCUUUCAGCACGCCGCUGUCAAGGCGAUGUUUCUAGAUAGGCUACAAGUGCUCGUCAGUGCCGAUAGUUCGACGCUAUCCCUGUCAACUUUCCAAGAAUCUAUUGACAUUUUUCUUCGUAUGACCAGAUUUCUUUACGAUUGUGGUUACAGAGAACUGGCCAUAUGCGCCUGGCAGGCUAUGAUUGAGCUUGUCUACUUCCGACCCGAUAUUGAGCACUCAUCGGCUGAAGUUCCGAGCAUAUUUGGAGAUUUUUGGGAAAGUGAAGCUCCCAGGAUAGGGGAAAUUGAUGCAACAGGCUGGAAAGAGUUUGUCUUAAAACAUGGGCUGAUUGACCCGCCUGAGCCUGCAGCCGCGUCUCACCUUGAGAACAAGACAUCUCGUGAUGCAUUAAAGGCCUGGGGACUUCUUGAAAGCAAGCUUUCUGAACUUUCUAGAACUCCUGCUAGAACAUUGGACGACGGGAACGAGAUGGAUCCUUAUCGCGUGGUCAUGUUUGCUGACAUACAACCGCUGCUCUUCUUCAUCCCAUCGCAACUUGUGCAACAGCUCUCAUCGCAGAUUAUUAGCUCUUUUCUAAUCUUCUGUGGCUUUCCACCGUCUUCAAAGACGGGAAACCCGUACAUACAGAGCGCUCUGAACGAUCCAAUACUCUGUGUGUUGCAUCUGUCCCACGCACCAUCAUCAUUACAACAAGAGGAAGAGGUUGAAAGCCGACAGCCACAUACUUCUAGAAGUAUCUUUCACGCCAGUCUCUCUACAUCGCUGAUAUUUGGGAGUCCCAAAUGGCCUUCUGUACUAUCCAAUCCAGCGCAUGCAUCAAAACUAGACAGCUCAGUGGUCAUGCGUGUACUCAACAGCCUUUCAAGCUCUAUACCUGACGCCCAGCUUGCCACAUACAGUCUAGGACUAGUCUCUUUGCUUACGCCAUCGUUAACGAAAAAGGUAGCCAAGACACUACUGAAGCAAUAUCCCGAGGAGGUUACACUCUACACCAGCUAUGGUCUGGCAGAGUACAGUCAAAAUCAUCUUGACGCAGCUGACAAGAUUCUACAUGCCGCUUUGGCAUCUACACAAAUUUUGAACGGGCGAGGUGGUAUGGGGUUGAUAGCAGCAGCUGCAUCUAUCAAAACAGAAGUUGGUCACCACCUCAUAGCAAAGCAAAUACUAUGCUCGGUGGGUGCUACCUUUUCGGCUGGUCACAAUGCCGAGCCAUCAACCAACGAUAUCCUCAAAGCGGAGCAGACAUAUCAAUCGAACUUGGAGACAUAUCUUGGAGCCAAGGAUUUGGAUACUGCAUUGCAAAAUGCUGAGUGUCUUACUCUUCUGUGUUAUCUUACAGUCCAGAGCAGCGCGGAGCCUAUGAGUUCCUCUCAAGGAAACAUUUCGGCCGCCAUGAAUAAGGUUUCUGAUAUCUUAAGCCUUCUUAGAGCAGAGGACUUUGCAACACCUUCAGCGGAAGCCUUUGUUCAGUUUGCAGUAAAACUGCUUUAUUCACAUGCUUGUAAUGGGCCAUUCCGUCGUGCCUAUCUCAAGGAUCAACUAACAAACUUGGUGAACCUCUUCCCACAGAAUACGAUGGCAUUGGCAGUGUUUGAAUGGGUAGACACUGGAAUGCGCAUUAUGGACGAGACAAGAACUUUGCUUGAAACAAAAUGGUUGACACAUCAGGUAGACUGCCUGGCUAUCCGAGUCUUUGCUAUUGAGCAUGAGCAGCUGCGAGGCAACAUUCAUACAACUAGAUCAGCCUAUGAACGGGCUGUCGCUAGCGACGCUGGCAAGGAUAAUCCUGGAUUGUGGAUUUCGUAUAUUCGAUUUUGCUUUAACCACAGACAGCUUCGAAGUAAGGCCCAAGACGUCUUUUACCGUGCGCUUAAACAUUGCCCAUGGUCCAAGGAUGUGGCAAUGGAAGCAUUUGCGACCCUUAUCCGGGAUAUGAAGUCAGCCGAUUUACGAUCCAUCUACGAUAUGAUGGUGGAGAAGGGGUUGCGAAUUCAUGCGGACUUGGAUGAGUUUUUGGAAAGCCGAAAGGAGUAG
Messenger RNA from [Torrubiella] hemipterigena, 3120 nucleotides. Lineage: Eukaryota; Fungi; Ascomycota; Sordariomycetes; Hypocreales; Clavicipitaceae. The record is from the annotation of a GenBank genome assembly.